Messenger RNA from Lecanosticta acicola, 2919 nucleotides. The record is from the annotation of a GenBank genome assembly. Lineage: Eukaryota; Fungi; Ascomycota; Dothideomycetes; Mycosphaerellales; Mycosphaerellaceae.
AUGGGCGACGUAGCGCAGUAUUAUCACGGGUCGCUGUACGCCUUCAACGCCGAUGCAGUGACCGCGAUCGUGACGAAAUUCGCACGUGCCGCCGACAACGUCGCGGUUCGAUGUUGGUACGAGCCUUCGCAGGAUUUGUUCGUCGUCGAGUGCCCGACGACUGUGGGAAGCGAUGCAAACGAAGUGCUGGAGCGAGAGAUAAGGGCUUAUGUCGAGAAGGAGCUGGCGGCCGCGGAUCGAGAGCAGGUACGAUUAUCUCACCGGACUCACGUAUCUAGACACUGACGGAGCGCAACAGAGAGCGCCCGCCAUCCAGAGAUUUGCCGACAGCGAGUUCGACGCCAUUGAUAACUUUUCGGCAGCCGAUACUGAACAACAGUCCUGCGUCAAAGUUACAACAGCCCCCGCCACGCAUCUGGUCAGAGCCAAAGAUCCUGUAAGCGGCAUAGUACACGCAUUGUCUCACCCUUGGACACAGCUAACAAGAUGGGCAGGACAAGAUGCUGAUCAGCGCGUUCCAUCUGCACGAGCUUCCUUUCCUGGAUCGAACUCUCGCGCCCCGUAGUCGGCGAGUCACAAAGCUCUUCAGCGUCGGCAUCACCUGGCGAGUGGUUCGCUGGGACAGAGACUGUGGCCAUGUGUUCAACGGCCGCAUCGGCGAGCCAAGGCCAGUCAAAGCGAAUCUGGAUCUCGAGAUGCCCGCAUUUGAAACGCUACAGGACGAGCGAGACCUGUCCACAGUCAGUGUACGUCUACCUUACAAGAAAUGGGAAUUCGAGGGCCACCCAGUGACAGUCGAGCAAUGGCGCGCGGGAAUGGGACGAACCAGACAAGUGUUGCCAGAUGAGAAGCCAGCUAUGCCAAAGGACGCGGAGAGAUUUAUGGCCGAUCACUCGAGUGGUUUGGUUCGUGCUCGAAAGGAUUCGUCGGACGAUGAUGAACGCAACGACAACUUCAAUGCUCUACUGUCUGGUCGUCGUGCGCCCGAAGAUGAUACCCAUUCGUCGAGCUCGGAGGCAAAGAGCAGGGACAGUGAGGACGAUGAGCACGAUGAGCACGAUGCGCCUGAAAUGUCUUUCCGUGAGCUGCUCCCGAAGGACAAAUACGAGACCUUCCCGACUUACGGGAGACAGUUCGCAAAAGUCGACUCCAUCGGUCUGACUGCAAACGCAAGGGACACCGCAGAGUGGGUGGAUAGACAUCAUAAAUCACAUGGAAAGAAUGGCCGACGACUAAAGAAAAGCGACGCGCUAACUUACAAGCCCUCAGAAGCCCCCGACGGGAAUUCGAUUGACAAGGGCGUGGAGUGGCCUCCAAUGGCUCGCAAGAGCCUGAUCUUUCGGGAAUCUGUGAAGGCUCCACCCGGGUUAUUGCCAGAGCAAGAUCUCCAUACUGUCCAAAAGGCAGCAAACAACACCGAGACCGACGAGACGCCGCGUCUGGUUGACUUCAGUGAGAACCCUCUGAAGGCGCAGGUCACACCCCAGCAAGGUUUCGUGAGACAAGCUAAGAGCCCGUAUGCUGCUCUGACUCCGGACACGCCCAUGGCUGGGAGCAGCAAGAGCGCGGAUGAUGAGAUCGUCGAACGUGUCAAGACAUUGCCAUCAGAUUACGGUAUUAAGCGCAACACAAUGCGUCAGCAAGCCCGCAGAAAGGCCAAAAAGGGAAAAAGCGUGGCGAAUGUUGCUGGCAAGUCCAGUACACCGAAUGUCGCGUUGCCUCUCCCCGAUCCCGUGCCAUCUCCUAAGCCGAAGCCGAAGAACGUCGAAGAGCGGCCAUUUACGGGCAUUCAGAAACACAUGCUGAAUGUACGUACAAGCAAGGAAGCUGCAGCACAGCCUGGCAUAGCGAUGACCACAUCUUCGCGCCAAGACCUAUCGUUGUCGGAGACAUCAUUCGAGAGUAUUACCAGUCCCACUCAUACCUUCGGCCAGUUUCUACAACAGACAGAAGCUCGCUACUCUGGAUCCGAGAGUGACAGCGAAGAUGGAGAGCCUGCCCUUCCGUUCAAGUUGGUGGCCCAUGUGGGAACACUUCUCACAACACCGAGCAACAAGGAAAUCGAAAACGGCACGAUAAGUGCCGGGCUUUUGCAACGUGAGUUUGCAAAGGCAUCGCAUACUGCAAGAGCAGAUUUCUUGACACGCUUGACGACUUCUACCUCGGAUGUCCACUACCUCCUGGACGCCACUUCGGACCAAGAUACCUUACAGAAGGAGGCUUUCUACGAGAUAUUCGUCCGCGCUACGACGGGCAGCAUGCUAAAGAUCACAAUUCCGUCAGGAGGGAAGAGCAACUUCUACGUCGAAUCUCACGACAAGGUGGUCCAAGAAGCAUUCGCCCAUUAUCCAAUGCACGUGUGGGAUCUUCGCUUUCGUGUUGUCGAGGCUGGUGGCGAGUGCGAGAGUCCACCUGCGCUGAAGGACUUGGUCCAGUCUCUGCAGACCGAUGAGGACGCUCCGUCCUUUCUAGGCAUGAUUCGGUCGGAACUCUUCACUGUGGAGAAGGUCCUAACGAAGCGGGUGUUUGCGCAGAAACUUGAGAGGGGAGUGGGUUUCCGCCUUACGCAGGUAUGAGUUUGCUGCAAACGCGGCCUGUCUAUGCCUUGUGCAAAGCUGCAGACUAAUCUUUCUCUAGGUCCAGAAUCUCUUUCUCGAAUCGCUCGAUGAUCAAUACCACAACUUCCGUGCUUUCGCGCUGUCGGAGAAAAGUAUGCUCGACAAUCAACGUGUCUUCUGGGAGGCUUGCUGGGAGACUGGAAAUCUGAGGAGUGCAGAGCUCCUUCAGGCAAAAGCUGGUGAGAUGAUGGGCGUCAUGGACAGUGUAGGUUUGGAGAACCAGGGCCCGCUCAUUCCAACGCCAACUGCAGAGGCGGAUGAAGAGGAAGACGAGGACGACCCUGACGAUUGGUUCUGGUAG